AUGGCGUCCAACUCGAGCGGCGGCGGCGGUCUGUUCAGCCGCGGCAACUCCGGCCAGGCGAACUCGAUGCGCGGCCUGGUGUCGUUCAUUGCCGACCUGCGCAACGCCCGCGCACGCGAGCUCGAGGAGAAGCGCAUCAACAAGGAGCUGGCCAACAUCCGCCAGAAGUUCAAGGACGGCGGUCUCAACGGCUACUCCAAGAAGAAAUACGUCUGCAAGCUGCUAUACAUCUAUAUUCUGGGCUGGAACGUCGACUUCGGCCACCUGGAGGCCGUCAACCUGAUCAGCGCGAACAAGUAUUCGGAGAAGCAAAUCGGCUACCUUGCUGUCACUCUGUUCCUCCACGAGGAACAUGAGCUCCUGCAUCUGGUCGUCAACAGCAUACGCAAGGACCUCCUGGACCACAAUGAGCUUUUCAACUGUCUUGCGCUGCACGCCAUCGCCAAUGUUGGUGGCAAGGAGAUGGGCGAGGCCCUAAGCGCUGACGUCCAUCGGCUACUGAUUUCGCCCGCAUCCAAAUCCUUUGUCAAGAAGAAGGCCGCUCUCACGCUCUUGCGUCUGUACCGGAAGUUCCCAGGCAUCGUGCAACAGGAAUGGGCCGAGCGCAUAAUAGCAUUAAUGGAUGAUCCGGACAUGGGUGUUGCUCUCUCGGUGACCUCUCUGGUGAUGGCGCUGCUUCAGGACAACCCCCAGCAGUACCGCGGAAGCUACAUCAAGGCCGCCCACCGCCUGAAGAAGAUUGUCGUCGACAACGAAUGCUCGGUUGACUAUCUCUACUACAAGGUUCCUUGCCCGUGGAUCCAGGUCAAACUACUCCGAUUGCUGCAGUAUUACCCGCCCUCGGAGGACACGCACGUCCGUAACCUGAUCCGCGAAUCGCUGCAACGAAUCAUGGACUCGGCAAUGGAGAUGCCGAAGAAUGUGCAGCAGAACAACGCUCAGAACGCCGUUCUCUUCGAGGCGAUCAACCUCGUCAUCCACCUUGACACGGAGCAAGAUCUCAUGGUCCAGAUCUCCUCAAGGCUAGGCAAAUUCAUCCAAUCGCGAGAAACGAACGUGCGGUAUCUGGGCUUGGAAGCCAUGACGCACCUUGCAGCACGAGCAGAAACUUUGGAUCCUAUCAAGAAGCAUCAGAGCAUAAUCAUCGGGUCGUUGCGGGAUAGAGAUAUUAGUGUUCGCCGACAGGGUUUGGACUUGCUCUACAGCAUGUGCGAUUCCACGAACGCGGCGCCAAUCGUCUCCGAGCUCCUGAAAUACCUUCAGACGGCCGACUUCGCAAUCAGAGAGGAAAUGGUCCUCAAGAUUGCCAUCCUGACAGAGAAAUACGCAACGGAUGUCCAAUGCGACGAGGUGUGGCAGCGUGUUAUCCAGAUUGUCACAAACAACGAAGAGCUCCAGGUGUAUGCGGCGCAGAACAUUCUCCAGUACGUCAAGGCUGAGCACUGCCACGAGACGCUGGUGAAGAUUGGCGGAUACCUGCUCGGUGAAUUCGGCCACCUGAUUGCCGACAACAAGGGCUGCAGCCCGAUUGAGCAGUUCUACGCCUUGCGUGGAAAGAUGCUAGGCUGCUCAUCUAGCACUCGUGCCCUCAUCCUCUCUUGCUUUGUCAAAUUCAUCAAUCUGUUCCCCGAAAUUAAGCCACAACUUUUGCAGGUCUUCCAGGACUUCAGCCACACAUUGGACUCCGAACUUCAGCAAAGAGCAUGCGAGUACUACGCUUUGGCAACUCUGCCGACAGACGAUCUUCUCCGGACUGUCUGCGAUGAGAUGCCACCAUUCCCAGAACGUGCCUCGGCUCUUUUGUCCCGUCUUCAUCAGAAGCACGCCAAUUCCAGCGACAAGAGAACCUGGGUCGUCGGUGGCAGGGACGCCAAUACUGACCCCAAGGAAUUCAACUUGGUCCAAAACACUGGCCUCAAGCGGUCGUUCACCAAUGCCUUGUCCAGCAAUGGCACCCCCACGACACCGACAACAAAUGGCGCGAAUGGUGCGUCAAACGGAGCAUCCGACCUUCUGGGUCUUGACAUGCACCCCGACAGCGGCAAGGGUGCAAACCUCGCCAGUGCUGCCCACCUAAGUCCAGGCUGGGAAGUUGGCUACAACAAAUUAUUACUCAAACCUGAAGGCGUGCUCUACGAAGAUGUGCAGAUCCAAAUCGGACUGCGUUCCGAGUACCGCGGCGAGCUUGGCUGCCUCAUUCUGUAUUUCAGCAACAAGUCCUCAUCUACAAUGACUUCUUUCACCACAACACUAGACAACCGUUCAGCUGAAUUCCUCAAGACGGAUAUCAAGUCAUUGCCCGAAACCACAAUCCAUCCCGAGGGACAGACCCAGCAAAUGAUCAUGUUCGAAGCGAAGCACGUGUUCGUCCAUCCGCCGACAAUUCGCAUUUCCUACUUGUCGGGAUCCUUACAAGGAUUGACUUUGCAGCUGCCAGUCACGCUGCACAAAUAUAUGGAAGGCGCCCAGCUAUCGGCCGACGACUUCUUCAAGCGCUGGAAGCAGAUCGGUGGCCCGCCUCGUGAGGCACAGAAGGUCUUCGGACUCAUCAGCAAGAGUCGCACAACAAACGCGACUUUCACUCGCAGAAUCGUUGAGGGCUUCAAGUGGGGUGUUCUAGAUGGUGUUGAUCCGAACCAAAAGAACCUUGUUGGCGCAACGGUGCUGCACACACAUGAUGGUGGUAGAUUUGGUUGCUUGAUGCGGUUGGAGCCGAACUUUGAUACCAACAUGUACCGCCUUACCGUUCGCGCCACCGAUGAAUCCGUGCCGUCAGUUCUGCUGAAUGCAAUGGUCGAGCGACUUUCACAAGGAAUGGCCCCACACUGA
Molecule: messenger RNA, 2829 nt
Organism: Lasiodiplodia theobromae
Lineage: Eukaryota; Fungi; Ascomycota; Dothideomycetes; Botryosphaeriales; Botryosphaeriaceae
Product: Ap-2 complex subunit alpha
Exons: 3
Coding region: 1-2829 (942 amino acids)
Biological process (GO): clathrin-dependent endocytosis; intracellular protein transport
Cellular component (GO): AP-2 adaptor complex; membrane coat
Molecular function (GO): clathrin-cargo adaptor activity
Source: RefSeq, a predicted model, not a curated record